Messenger RNA from Carassius auratus (goldfish), 3123 nucleotides. Its product is annotated as sorting nexin-18-like. The transcript has 5 exons. The coding region runs from base 227 to 1921 and encodes 564 amino acids. NCBI's taxonomy places the organism in Eukaryota, Metazoa, Chordata, Actinopteri, Cypriniformes, Cyprinidae. Gene Ontology annotation, cellular component: plasma membrane; cytoplasmic vesicle. Gene Ontology annotation, molecular function: protein binding; phosphatidylinositol binding. The record is from RefSeq and is a predicted model, not a curated record. Gene Ontology annotation, biological process: protein transport; cleavage furrow formation; endocytosis.
GGACCGCAGCGCAUUCAGCGACGAGAGGCAGGCGCACACAAAACCCACCUUUUCAACACUCUUCUGAGAGGAUUUCCCAACUGUUUUUACAGGGUUAUGUCUUCAGACGUAUUUUGGUAGAAAACAAAAGGGGAAAAUUCCUGAAGAGGUUGAUUUAACGGGACGGCGCGGAGGAGAGUUUGUUGAAACUUUGUAAACUGAGUUUACAAAGCGUUUCCACACAACUAUGGCGCUCAGAGCGAGAGCUUUAUACGACUUUAUCUCUGAAAACCCCGGCGAGAUCUCUGUGACAGAGAGUGAGCUUCUAACGUUGAGUAGUGAAGAGGUCGUCGAUGGUUGGUUGGAGGGCACGAACAGCAGAGGGGAGACGGGGCUCUUCCCCGCAUCAUACGUGGAGAUUAUAAAGACUGACACAUCACUACACGGUAACGGGACAUCCGCCAGUCAGCACUAUUACCGACAAACUAGUCCUCAGAGGAGGGACACCUCAAAUGAAUCGACUCCCACUCAUUCUGCUGUUUACCAGGGACAUCUUCAGCAACAGCGACACAGUUUUCAGACGAGCCAGGGAAGUGAUGAGGAUUGGGACGAUGACUGGGAUGACAGCGGAACGGCGGAUGAACACGGGGGAACACCUGAAAAACGCGCGAGUGCUCAAACGGGAUAUCCCAUGACAAGCACCCCAGCUUCUCGACGUGGAAGUGCGCAGCAGUCCAAAAGCACAGGAACAGUUGGGAAAAAUCUCAAUAGGUUUUCCACCUUUGUAAAGUCGGGCGGUGAGGCAUUCGUUUUGGGGGAAGCUUCAGGUUUGGUUAGAGAUGGAGACAAAAUAUUUGUGGCUAUGGGCCAGUACGGUCCUGAAUGGCAAGAGAACCCGUAUCCAUUCACUUGCUCUAUCGAUGAUCCUACAAAACAGACCAAAUUCAAAGGCAUGAAGAGCUAUAUGUCCUACGGACUCACGCCUAGUCAUACUCAAAUCCAGGUGAAUAGAAGAUACAAGCACUUUGACUGGCUUUAUGCACGGCUUGUAGAAAAAUUCCCUGUCAUUUCGGUUCCUCACUUGCCUGAGAAACAAGCCACGGGUCGAUUCGAAGAGGAUUUCAUUUCAAAGAGGAGAAAAGGUUUAAUAUGGUGGAUGAAUCACAUGACAAGUCAUCCUAUUUUAUCCACGUGCGACGUUUUCCAGCAUUUUCUCACCUGCAGCACCAAUGACGAAAAAUCAUGGAAGCAAGGCAAGCGAAAAGCUGAGAAGGACUACCUAGUCGGUGCUAACUUCUUCCUCACUAUCUGUCCUCCAGCUUUACCGCUUGACCUGCAAGAGGUGGAAUCCAACAUAGAUGGUUUCAAAGCGUUCACCAAAAAAAUGGACGAAAACAUCAUACAGCUCAAUGUCACUCUUAAUGAAUUUGCCAGAAAGCAGAUGACUGGUUUUAAAAAGGAAUAUCAGAGGGUUGGACAGGCUUUCAGACUUCUGAGUGAGGCUUUUGAAUUCGACCAGCAAGCAUAUGCAGCUCCAUUAAACAAGGCCAUGGUUCACACGGGAGACGUCUACGAGACCAUUGGGGAUUACUUUGCAGAGCAGCCCCGUCAGGAUUUGGAGCCAAUUUGCGAUCUUUUAGCGAUUUACCAGGGCCACCUUGCAAACUUUCCAGACAUUAUCCAUGUUCAGAAAGGAGCCCUCACUAAGGCCAAGGAGAGCCAGAAACACGGCGAGGAAAAAGACGUCAAUGCAAGCGGAGGCGUUCACGACCGCUGCAACAUCAUCUCCUGCGCUACGCUAGCUGAGAUCCAGCACUUUCAUCGCAUUCGUGUGCGCGACUUCAAAGCACAGAUGCAGCAUUUCUUACGGCAGCAGAUCAGCUUCUUUCAGAAGAUCACAGGCAAGUUGGAGGAGGCCUUUGACAUGUAUGAUCAAGCUUAGGAGCUAACAUUCCCGAACUUUUGUCAGAGAACUGAAAUACAAAAAUAAAUAAGCAGCCCUUUUUAUUAUAGAUACAUGAAAAUACACUUAUUGUCUUGUAGGAGUGUUUGAGGUGACUUUGAGAACAAAAACGUGCCAGAAAUUGAUAAUUGUCCUGAAAAUGUAGACUUCAUUAUUAAUUAGUAAAAUACCAUAUAAUAUGAAUACACAUAAGUCAUAACUGAUUUGAGUUGAAACCCUUGAAACAUAACCACAAUUUUAAGUUUACAUUUUAGAAGUAGUCGAUAUAAACUACAUAGAUUACCGUACUCACUUAUAAUUGUGUGCCUGUACUGAAAUGCUCUUUAUUAGUGGACUCAUUGCAUGGACUUGGACCUGGGGUGAUGUUAAAUAAGAAAAGAUUUGAAGGCAUUCAUGUCUUUUGAACUUUCCUCUGAUUCCAGUGAAUUUUAAUACAGAUAUAAAAAUACAUUAUGCAUUUGAAUGUCUUAUUGUGUCGGUCUGUCAAGUAUGGUUCUUUAUGAUCCUUGUCAAGUUACACUUUUGUUAACCUUUAUCUAAUCUGCUCUGAGGGAGAGGCCUGUGUCUGUUUCACAUUAAGAGUUUGCAAGAGAAAGACAAGACACAUUUUCUCAGCCCUGGAGGAGAAGUGCAAAGGAACAAUGACCUAGAAAACAUGGGCUGAAUCCUCCUUAUCUAGAGGACAUUCCAGACGAGGCAGAGGGGAUCACUCACGCCCUGUAUGAGCGGCUAAGACAAUAGAGCUCCGCCACAGCUGUGUUUACCACUCUGGCCCCAUUUCCACCUCUCGAGGCGGGCUGCUUUUAACAAACCUUUUCGAAAAACAUACAGAGGCCCUAACGUAUGCAGAGACACUCACUAAGAGUAAGGUUGAGGCCAUCUCAGGAGAUUGUUUGUUAUUCUGGUGACUUGGCUGGCAGGUGCUCUGCGGUAGACGCUCUCACAGCUUCUGUGAUUGUACCGCUGAGGCCCACAUGAGGUUACCAGUCUGUUUGUCUUGAUGAGAGGACGAGAUUUCAAAGUCUGCUUGAAAAGCAAAAAGUUCACUGUAGAGUCAACAAAUACAGUCCUGCCCCAAACACAUGCUAUUUGGUCAAGCUAAAAUGUAUUAUGUUGUGCUGGUCAGGAUGUUUAAACAAACAGAAUAAUGUUUUGAUAGUGCCACAGAUGCUGUGUUACGU